Messenger RNA from Pararge aegeria (speckled wood butterfly), 2259 nucleotides. Its product is annotated as small glutamine-rich tetratricopeptide repeat-containing protein alpha-like. Lineage: Eukaryota; Metazoa; Arthropoda; Insecta; Lepidoptera; Nymphalidae. Gene Ontology annotation, cellular component: TRC complex; membrane. The record is from RefSeq and is a predicted model, not a curated record. Gene Ontology annotation, molecular function: molecular adaptor activity; protein binding. Gene Ontology annotation, biological process: post-translational protein targeting to endoplasmic reticulum membrane. The transcript is spliced from 2 exons. The coding region runs from base 127 to 1029 and encodes 300 amino acids.
AUUUUGCAAAUGUCAUUCGUCUGACUUGUCAACUUGUCUGUGGUGCAAGCAAUAGGUAUUGAGGUUUACCGAUUUGAACUAAUUUUUAUUUUAUUUGAACUACGUUGGUACUCGUGGGUCAGAAAAAUGUCCGAAAUAAAAAUUGUGGCGGCGAGCAUAGUUAACUUUCUAAAACAACAGCUGGAGGGCGAGUCGUUGAGUGUUGACUCUAGGGAGAGUGUGGAAGUCGGCGUCCAGUGUAUCGAGACUGCCUUCGAGCUGACUGCGGACGAGCUAGCGCGCGGCCUGGACCUGCUGCAGCUAGUGCGCCAGCAGAAGGGCGCGCCGGCGCCGGCCGACCGCGACGAGGCUGAGCGACUUAAGAACGAAGGCAACGAGCUCAUGAAGGCGGAGCGCCACCGCGAAGCGCUCGCCAAGUACACGCGCGCAAUAGAGCUGGACCCGCGCAACUCGGUGUACUUCUGCAACCGUGCCGCCGCGCAUUUCAAGCUGGGCACACAUGAGGCAGCCGUGGCAGACUGCACAGCCGCUCUGGCUUUACAACCUAACUACGGCAAGGCUCAUGGCCGCCUGGGCAUUGCACUGACCGCAUUGGAUCGCCACGCCGAAGCGCGCACAGCGUUCGCGCGCGCCGCACAGUUGGAGCCCGACAAUGAAUCUUAUAAGCAGAAUUUGCGUCUAGCUGAAGAGCGGCUUGCCUCGCCUGGAGGCGAACGGCGUCUCGAUUUGGGCGGCUUACUUCAAAACCCUGCGCUGCUCAGCAUGGCCACUGAAAUGUUGUCCGACCCUAACAUGCAGAACCUAAUUUCCGGACUGAUGACCACCACCACGCCGCCGGCAGGAAACGGCGCCGCUCCGGGCGCCGCCCCAGUGGGCAUGAAUGCUCUAUUAGAAGCGGGCCAAGCUCUGGCGCAGCACAUGCAGUCCGCCAACCCCGACCUCGUGGAGCAGCUGCGGCGCCAGAUGCGCCCGCCCGGCGCGGGGGGCGCGGGGGGGGCGGGGGGCAACCCUGCGCCGCCCUCGCAGUGAACACAAUAUAUGAAGUCUAAUUAAAUUUUAUAUUUACACGAUGAUUGCCAAACCAGGGACAAUCAGCUUUUAAUUUGAAACUUGGAACAAUGAAUACUGUUGGAGGAGUUACAGUUCUUAAUAGAACUUAUUGUAGACAUAAUUACCAUACACUAUUCAUCUGAUUAUGAUGAAACAUGAAACACUUAGAAGUAUGCCUACAGCGGCUUCACGCAUCACAGCUGUGAGCUUUGUUUGUUAUAAAUCUUCAUGUUUGGAGCAGAAAUACUAGUCAAUUUUGGAGAGACAGGCAGGAUGUGGUUAUAUUUUCCACAUAUUACUAAUAUUUAAUUACUCUCUACCACAUUAGUAACUUUUCCAAAGUAGGCUAACAAAAGUGCCACCAGGAAAACAUAAUAAAACUGAAAUACAUUCUUGAGCCACCUUUAUUAUAAUAGAAUACCUGGGCUCCUUCUGCAGUAUUCACUUUUCAACUGUUUUAAAUAUAAAUUUAUAUACAAUUUGUUGUGUGAUGUGACAAAAUUAUAUUCUUGCUACAACUGGGACAUCAUUUGUGUUACAAAGCUAUUUGAUUCUUUUUGGGCCCUGAUUCUCAUGAUUUUUUAGUCUUAUGCAAGUUGCAAUUUUUGUGUCAUACAUGAUGACAGUUCUUUAUUCAAGGACCCAAUUUCUAUGCCACAAACUUUGUUUCAGUUUUAAGUUAUCUAUAGAUUAGUGCUUGGUUGCAAGUUCUACAACAUAUGGUAUGUGAUGGUGCAUUUUAUGGUGGAGCGCACUUACUUAAAAGAUAUAAACUCUUGAUUUGAAGGAAGCUUUGGUGGUGGGGGAAGCCAGAAGGGCAGUCCAGAUGUUUGCAAUGUGUGCCUAAAAACAAGGAAGAUUAAACAGAGAAUCAGAGCUCAAAUUGAAUUACCUACACACUAUUUGAAAUACACAUAGAAUAGGUAUAUGUGCCCAUUCACACCUUGCUAAAAGUUUUUUGUUUUAUUCUGUGGGUUAUUUAUUUUUUAUUUUGUUUGGCGAGAAUUAAAUAUCUAAGGUUAGGAGAAAUUGUGAAGAAUAAGGGUUUAACAGGGAUUGUUAUAGAUGCAAUAUUUAGGAAAUAAAUAUAUCUUUAUAAAAUAUCAAAACAUUUUAAACUGAAGGCUAAAUGUUACUGACUUACUGAUAUAUUCCUAGCUAAGGUAUAGAUAUUUGAUUGAUAUGUAAUAAAUUUCAAAAAUACAACAA